AGAAAAUGACUACAUCAAACAUUGCAGCACGAGUGGAAACCUGGCUUUCAUCUGCGUGGCAUAUUAAAGUUCCUUCGACAUGGCUGGAAGCAUGUAUUAAUUGGAUCCAGGAAGAAAAUAAUGGUAGUAACUUAAGUCAAGCUCAGAUUAACAAACAGGUGUUUGAACAAUGGCUUCUGACCGAUCUUAGAGAUUUGGAACACCCAGUUUUGCCUGGUUGCAUCUUGGAUGACCCCAAAGGAGAAUUGUCUGGUUUCUUCUCAAUACAGGUUGAUUCUUUAGUUGAUGUUAGCCAGCCAGCAUAUUCCCAAUUGCAGAAGCUAAGAGGAAAAAGUACUGUUAAUGAAGAAGUAACAGCCAGUACUCAGGCCUUCCAAAAGCCCUGGGAAGCAAAGCCCACUCGAAUGCUGAUGCUGCAACUGACUGAUGGAGUACAUCAAAUUCAGGGCAUGGAAUAUCAACCAGUUCCUGCCCUCCAUAGUAAUCUUCCUCCAGGAACAAAAAUCACUGUCCAGGGUAAAGUUGCAUAUCGUCUUGGAGUUCUUUUACUUAAACCAGAAAAUGUAAGAUUGCUGGGAGGAGAAGUGGAUGGUCUUCUGGAAGAGUAUAGUCAGGAAAGAGUCCUUGCUAGAUUAAUCGGAGAAGCAGAGAAUCCUAAUCCUGUUGGACGAACUGAUCAUGAACGAGUUCUUCCAAGGCCUGUAGAUGAAUUAGGGCAAGCUCUGGGCCCUUCAGAUGAAGAGCUGUUAGCCAGUCUAGAAGAAAACAGUGAAUUUACUUUAAACAAUGAAACACGUUUAGAGAGUGGAUAUUUCAGUAGGAGUAAUAAUUUUAACACAGCUUCAGGUUCACACCAUAGAAAUGUUUUGCAGGAAGAAUUUGGAAGUCCUUUUCCUCAUUCAGAUGAACGGAUUUCACAUCCUGUAGAAUAUGCUGAUGGCUUUUUAAAUGACUUUCCUUUGGAAGAUGACUUGCUUCUGGAAGAAGAGAUCCAAGGAGAAUUGGAAGAAGUGCCACCAGAGGUCAGAAACAUGAGUUUACUAACUGAGAGACUUCCACAUAUUUCUAGGAGCUCCUGUGAUUCACCUUUCAAUGGUACUUAUGAAACAGAUGACAAGAAUGAGAGAGAGAAACAUGUAGAAACUAUUAACAACGAAAAAUCUCAGGGAAGGAGAGUAUCUUCUGGAGAUGAAAAUGGGACAAGUAGUUCUUCACAGUAUAGUAGUGUGCAUCAGAUCAACAGUUGUGCAGAUUUCUCCUUGGACAGCACUCCCAAAGAAAGGCUCGGUAAUACAGAUCUAGCUGAGAACAGACCAAAAUUGGAGGACACUUCUGACAGAAGACUGCUCAACAGUGAGCCGGUGUGUUCCUCAAGAACAGAGGCAGAGACAGUUCAGCAGCAGCAUGAUAUACAAACGCUUACCCACAAAGCAGUAGAGGUGCAUGACCUUGAUUUGUGUUCUCCACCUUUCACGUACAUUUCUGUUCUGCUUGCUAAAAAGCCAGAAACUGUUACAAUUCUGAAAGCCAAGUGUUUUAUUGUAACUCUUACUGGAAAGCUCACAAGUAGCAAUGGGUCCUGGGGUAUAAAGGCAAAAAUUUCUGAUGGUUCAGCUCUUCUAGAAGUAGAUUUUGCUGAUGAUAUUCUGACGAGUUUGAUUGGAUUUUCGGUAGCUGAAAUGAAUGUGUUGAAGAAAGAUCCUGCAUCACAUUCAAAGCUCAAGGAUGGUUUAGAAAAAUGUCAGAGGCAGCUAAUAGAUCUCUGUUGUUUGAUGACUAUAGAGUUCAACCCUUUGCAGUCUAAAGCCACUGUAUUAGUUCUACAGGAUGCUGAUACAAGGCAUCUAGAACAACUGAAGAAACGUUUAUGUAAAUGAUGUGUGAAAACUUGUAGAAUAUGGGU
Molecule: messenger RNA, 1903 nt
Organism: Tinamus guttatus (white-throated tinamou)
Lineage: Eukaryota; Metazoa; Chordata; Aves; Tinamiformes; Tinamidae
Gene: RMI1
Product: RecQ mediated genome instability 1
Biological process (GO): resolution of meiotic recombination intermediates; double-strand break repair via homologous recombination
Cellular component (GO): nuclear body; RecQ family helicase-topoisomerase III complex
Molecular function (GO): nucleotide binding
Source: RefSeq, a predicted model, not a curated record